Molecule: messenger RNA, 4701 nt
Organism: Pelmatolapia mariae (spotted tilapia)
Lineage: Eukaryota; Metazoa; Chordata; Actinopteri; Cichliformes; Cichlidae
Gene: plpp6
Product: phospholipid phosphatase 6
Exons: 2
Coding region: 235-1095 (286 amino acids)
Molecular function (GO): sphingosine-1-phosphate phosphatase activity
Source: RefSeq, a predicted model, not a curated record
AUAACUUCGCUAAGGGAAUAAAAUAGUUUCGAAAACACAACUUCCCAGUAUGCUUUGCGAGAAGAACAACAAAUAUGGCGUCUCUGCUCAUCUUUUCCUGGACGUGAUAAGAAUUGUGAAACGUACAACAGAUGAGCUAAAGAAGCGACAACCGGGACAGCACUGCAGAAAAUUUACCGCUGCUGUGCAUCUACACUACACAUACCUGUCUACGCCGGUGAGUCAACGGACACCAUGCCCUCUCCUAAAGCGAAAAACCCCGGUCGCAGCGGAGGAAGCCCGGUGCUCGGGAGCUCCAACGGCCGCUACGAGUUCAUGUCUCUGACAAAGCCGCUAAACCGAUCUUCACCGCCACACCUGCUCCAGCGCCAGGGCUCCGACCCGACCACGGCCCGCCUGCGAGCCUCUGAAAGCCCCACUCGGCGACGGGGCUCUGGCUCCUCCACGGGCUCCGCGAGCGGUCAGGGGCCACCCGAAGAGGAUGGUAUCCGGCUCAACCCCUCCCUCAUUCGCGUAGCGCUCAGCUCCCUGCUGGCCAUCGACCUGUGGCUGUCCAAGCAGCUGGGAGUGUGUGCCUGUGAGGACUCGUCCUGGGGCAGUGUGCGCCCCUUAAUGAAGCUCUUAGAGAUAUCGGGACAUGGUAUCCCGUGGCUGGCUGGUACCGCCUACUGUGUGUACAAGAGCGACAGUGCUGCAGGACAAGAAGUCAUGCUCAACCUUUUCAUGGGCCUGCUGCUGGACCUGAUCUUGGUGGGCAUUGUUAAGGCGGUGGUGCGUCGGCGUCGGCCAGCACAUAAUCGUAUGGACAUGUUCGCCACCUUUUCUGUGGACCGCUACUCCUUCCCCUCCGGACAUGCCACGCGCGCCGCCAUGUGUGGCCGCUUCCUGCUGGCUCACCUCGUGCUGGCUGCCCCGUUGAGAGUCCUCGUUCUGCUGUGGGUGGGCCUGGUAGGGUUGAGUCGAGUGAUGCUGGGCAGGCACAAUGUGACUGAUGUGAUGUUUGGGUUCUGGAUGGGCUAUUGCCAGUACAACCUUGUGGAAAUGCUGUGGCUGUCCCCUCAAACACUGCAAGGGCUGCUGGGACAGUCAGCUUAAGGACUUAAGGAAAUGGUAGUUUAUAUUUGAGUAAAGUAGCACGUACACACCUUUUUCCCUUAUAGUAAUAUAUUCUCACUGAAUUGAAAGCAGCACUAUUUCUAAGGUUGGGAUCAUUUUAAAAAUACAUUUACUUUGUAACAAAACGAUAUUUGCUGAAGAGAAAUAUGAAUAAUGUUGUGCAGCAUAAAGUUGUGUUAAAACAAAAAUUGUUUUGUUAUAAAAUAAAUGUUUUUAUAAAUUCAAAUAAAUAUUAAGAAUACUUUUUACAUCCCAUAAGGGUUGUAUUGAGAUUAUGCUGACACUAGAGAGUAGAUCUUUAUCAAAAAAAACAAAACGAAGAGUUUUUCAUGUUGUGUGACAACUAAGUCCACUACCAGCCCUCUUUCUGAGGUAGCUGCUAGCUUGUCUAUAACAAGUAGCAGGUUAAUCCCAACAGAUUACAGGAGAACAGGUUUGACCAUUUACCUUCUGAAGUUCUCUAACUCACCUAUGACACUUCUGUAGCUUGAUUCAAGGAUACAAUAUAAAGUCUACAGUUUCCUGAUUUAAGUGAUUGUUUGAAUAGAGAACAUUAUUUAAAGUGCAGUCUAUGAGCUUUCAAUUUGAAUAAGAACCACCUGUGAUUUCAGAAGUGAAGUAAAAUAACUCACUAGAAUUGCCAGAGUCAAUGAUUUAUCUCAAUUUUACAUUCACAACACAGUUUAAUGGGCUCUUACUUACUUACUUUACCCAUCCACAAACUUUAUAAGCAAGCUCAGUUCAGUCUUUACAAAAUCUAGCAAAAAGUUUUUAAAAGUGAAACAGAUGUGUUGAACACAAUGUUAUGCUACCACAGCAUUCCACCAGUGGCAGCUUAUUCGUGUGCAUCAAAAGAAGUGUACUUUAGAGUUGCUGCACAGCUGUCUGAAAGCUUUUCAGUGAAAUAAGUUGUUCAAUCUGGAAACCAUGGCAAAAACUUAUUAAAUAGUAGUAUUUAUUAAGCAUAACGGGAAAAACUGAAUUAAAAAUAACCAGAAUGUAACGUGUUUUAUAAUUUAUGAAUCAGACAUGCUGGGGGUUGUUUGUUUUUUGUUUUUUAAUGGAAGAUUGUAUAACUACUCUGUGAAUAGUUUUUUUUUUUUUUCACAAUUCACAUUUACUUGCUGACAUCAAAUGAAAACUGCACAUAUAGCGAACUUGCUUACCUGUCUUCACCUCCCCCCCUCUAGCCUUUCUAGGAGCUAAUCAUGAUAUAAGCCCUAACAUGUCCUCAAAGCUUUGUUCGCAGAGCACAGAGGGCCUUUUUUCUUCUUUACGUGACUACUGAUCGGAUAAGAAGACAUAACAUUCUUUUAAGGAGGCACAUCCAAACCCUUAUAAAGAUUAAUUGCACCCCAUAUAUUUGUCUGUUUCACUUUAACACUAUCUCUUUCAUUAAUAGUCAACCAAAACUGUACAUGUAACUGAUAACUUAUCAGCUCUGAUGGAUUACAUACACUUAACCGUAAUGUUAUCAGGUCGUCUACAUAAAUCACUUGCAGAAAUUUGCAAACACAGUAUAGUUGGCAUAUCAGAUUUGUACAGUGUAUUUGCUUAAAGGGACAAUUCACCCAAAUAUCAAUUGGCUUAAGAGUUGUCUUCACUUAAAUGGAAUAAGACACUGCACAUUUGUCUUUAUUAGGCAGGAAUGCAGUAUAAUGCACACACUUGGGUCUUAAGUACUACAGGAGUAUAUACUGUAUAUAGACGUUUUCAUUGUGAAAUUUACUGAAAAACUAAUGAAAAAAAGUAACUUGAUUCACUUGAAAUUGAAUGACUCACAGGUGUGCUGUUUUAAAUAUAUAUAAAAGAUUGUAAAUAUAUUGCAUGGUUAGGUUUUUUCAUUCACAUUUAAAUGCUCUUGGACAUUAAAUACAUAAUCGUAUAUGAAGGGGAAAAAAUAAUGAUCUGUAGUUUCAUUAAACAAUUUUUCAGUCUUGUUUUCUGGUUUUCUUUUAAGCCCCUUGCUGCAUUAGAACUUUGCACAAAAAGUAAAAGUUUGGUUGAUUAUUUCUUUGUUGUAACAAUGCUUCUGGGUGAUAAAUCUUAUACUGCUGGAGAGCCUGUUGUUUCCCCCUAAAUGGUGCCACAUUUGUAAGGGAAAUGCAUUUGUGGAUUGUGCAGCAGAGUUGAGUAUUUGCGUUGCACCUAUGAGAAACUUGCCAAAUCUUCUCUGCCAAUGCCAAACAGCUUAUUCUGCUAUUGAUUCUUUGUUUUUGAGCUUCUGACUAGCAGCACCAGUGACCCUGCCAGUUAGUGCUCCAAGCAUGCUACAUUUGACUGAUCUGGAUAGGACUCUUGCCAACUUCAAGAGCAACUUCAAGGGGAUGUUCCCCAAAAUAAAAUUGCAGCAUUAUUUGGAGUGAGCUCUAAUACUUUCUCCAAAUUAAAGAUCAAGUUCCAUAUAACAGAUGAAGUCAGAAGUAGGCCAUGAAGUGCAUGUCACAAGAAGACAACACCACAUGAAAACUGUUUCCUCACCCUGUCAGAACCUCGAAACUGCAGGCUGUCUUCUACAGAGUUGCAGCCAAGGUUUGCUGGACAAUAUGGUGAGACAAUCCAGAACAGACUCCACACAGGCAGUCUUAUGAGGCCGCCAGGAGGCCUACCAUGACUGCCCUUCACAGUAAGGCCCGUUUACAUUGUUGGUGUGAGUAACAUGUGCACUGGAACCUGAAAGUGUGGAGGAACAUUGAGUAAUGCGUCCAGAUUCUGUCUACAGCAGUUAGAUCGCCUGUUAAAGUAUGGAUCCACUACUUUUGAAUAUUGAGCGGGGUCCUUCCACAGUUUGGAAGUUGAGAGGAUGGUGUUCGUUGAUUUCCAAUGAACACAUAUGGGAUCAUUUUGUGCGUGCUGUUUGUGCGAGAGUUACCAGCACAACCAGACUGGCUGACUUGUGACAAAUACCAGUUGAAGAAUGGGAUGCGAUCCCAUAGCAGUGUGUGACCAACCUGGUAACCAGCAUGAGCAGGAGAUGCCAGGUUAUUGUGGCUGCGUAUGGUUCGUCCGCAUGCUACUGAAGCCCGAUUGUUAAUUUACAAACUGCUAAACUGCCAACAUGUCUUGUUUCUUCAAACCUCAAUAAUUCAACCCAAUAAACGACACAAACAAGAGUAAAGAGCAGACUAAGUUGUUUCGCAUUGCCAGAGGAGAUUUGGCAAGGUUUUCAUGGGGGCAAACCACAUACUCAACACUUCUGCUCAAACCACAAAAGCAUUUUUCUUACAAAUAUGGCAGCAUUUAAGGGGAAAUAAACAGGAUUUCCAACGGUAUGAAAUUUAUAUUGUUACAACAAAGAAAUAACUGAGCAAACACAAAUUUCCUGACUUUUGUGAUAAGUUUGGAAGCAAAUCAGAAGCUAGCUGCAGGGGCGUAAUUUCCAGGGGGGUUAGGGGGAUUAUGACCCCCCACCCAAUAAUCAGACCCAACCAAUAUAACCCACCCAAUAAAAUUAUGAAUUAUCUUGCAUAAAUAGACUGUUUAUUGUCCUUACUCAUUUCAGUUAUUAUCUGCAAAAUAGUUGGAUGUUUAAUCAUCUGGGAAUUUACCCAGAUUUAUUUAUUUAUUUAGACAGAGAUCUUGACA